Messenger RNA from Phytophthora sojae, 1083 nucleotides. RefSeq lists its product as hypothetical. The transcript has a single exon. Gene Ontology annotation, molecular function: hydrolase activity, acting on ester bonds. The record is from RefSeq and is a predicted model, not a curated record. Gene Ontology annotation, cellular component: cytoplasm. NCBI's taxonomy places the organism in Eukaryota, Oomycota, Peronosporomycetes, Peronosporales, Peronosporaceae. Bases 1 to 1083 code for a protein of 360 amino acids.
AUGGCGUUGGCCGCCUCAUGCAGCGCAACCACGUCGGCGCAGAAGUCGCCGAUCCAGGCGCGUAGCCGCUCGGACGACGGCUCGCUGGUCUUCAAGAUCCUGCAGCUCGCCGAUCUCCAUAUCUCGGGCAACCCGCUCAUCAUCUGCGGCUUUAGUGUGCCCACUGGCAUGGCCAGCGAGAACUGCACCGAAGCGCUCACCUACGAGUUCAUCGAGCAGUUGGUCGACCUGGAACAGCCUGACUUCAUCGCGUUCACGGGAGACAACGUGCACACCUACCGUCCGAGCCAGCACCAAGUAGCUAUUGACACCGUGACCAAAACAGCCGAGGAGCGCGGCAUCCCGUACGGGAUGGUGUUUGGCAACCACGAGGAAGAAGGGGAUUUCCCGAGGGAGAAGAUCGUCGAAAUGGUGGCAAAGAAGAACUAUUCCUAUACGGAGAGGGGGCCGAGGAGCGUGGACGGCGUUGGCAAUUACAUGCUCAACGUGACGGCACCAACUGCAGGCGCUUGGGGGCAGGCAGGAGACACUGUGCUUCGGAUGUACUUCUUGGACUCGGGGGCAAAGACGCUAAUGGACCAGUACUCGUACGUGUUUGCAGAGUACGACUGGAUCAAGCAGAGUCAGAUCGACUACUACCGACAGCUAUCGGAGACUGGACGCUCAGCGAGACACAUCAGCUCGGACUCAGUCCUGCCUGCUCUCAUGUUCUUCCACAUUCCGCUUGCGGAGUACGAGUAUGAAGGCGACGAGUGCAAUGGCGAAAGGAAUGAGUGGGUGCAGAGACAAGGCAUGAACAUGCGGCUACUGUCGACUUUGUCCGAGAUGAACGAGGUCAAGGCGGCAUUCGUGGGUCACGACCACCUGAACGAGUACUGCUGUCUAGUGGAUGGUGUACAGCUCUGCUAUGGCGGUGGUGCUGGCUUCGGGCGAGCGUAUGGUGACGCGAAGUUUGCUCGGCGAGCUCGCGUGAUCGAAUGGACUGUUGAUGGCAGUGAGCGCCAUGAAAUUCGCAGCUGGAAGCGGCACUACGGUGAUACCAACGUCAAGCGCAGCGAGGAAGUGCUGUAUUCAGAGCUAUAG